UAUUUUAUGUUUCAUUUUUUGUGUUAAUAUAGAUGCACCAGAAGAGCUUGUAAAUUCUUUUUUUGAAGUAGAAGUAGAGAUGGAAAAGAAAAUUUGUCGGGAUCUGGUCUGUACUUCUCCCAAAGAUGAAGAAGGUUUUUUGCGUGAUCUCUGUGAAGUUUUACUGUAUUUAUUGCUACCUUCUGGAGACUUCCAUAACAAGAAUAUGAGAUAUUUUUUAAGGGAAAUCCUUGCUAGGGGAAUUCUUCUUCCACUAAUUAAUCAACUUAGUGAUCCAGACUAUAUAAACCAGUAUAUUGUGUGGAUGAUCCGUGACUCUAGUUGUAAACAUGAGGCCUUUAUGAACAUUCUUAAAUUAUCUGACAAAGUUGGAGAACUGGAAGCUGUGAAAGAUAAAGCAAUAGAAGAGUUACAGUAUCUCCGUUCAUUAGACACUGCUGGUGAUGAUAUUAAUCUUAUAAAGAAUCAAAUAAAUAGUCUAAUGUUUGUUAAAAAAGUCUGCGAAACAAGAAUACAAAGAUUGCAGUCAGGAAAGGAAAUUGAUGCUUUGAAACUAGCAGCAAACUUCGGAAAACUUUGCAUAAUUCCUCUGGAACAUAUUUUAGUUCAUAACAUUGCACUACAGUUUUUUAUGGAUUACAUGCAACAGACUGGAGGACAGGCUCACCUCUUCUUUUGGCUAACGGUCGAAGGUUAUCGUGUCACAGCACAGCAGCAACUAGAGGUUUUGUUGAGCUGGCAGAAGGAUGGAAAGAAGCAAACAAACCAGACCAAAGGACUAUUGAAGGCUGCAGCACUUGGAGUUUAUGAGCAGUACCUUUCUGAAAAGGCAUCUCCUAGAGUAGAUGUGGAUGAAUAUUUGGUGGCAAGGUUAGCAGAUAAACUCAGUAAAGAAGAUCCCACGCCUGAUAUAUUUGAUGAUAUCCAAAGAAAGGUAUAUGACAUAAUGCUAAGAGAUGAAAAGUUUUAUCCAUCUUUCAAACUGCAUCCUCUUUAUGUUCGAAUGUUAGCUGAACUUGACAUGUUGAAGGAACCUAGUUACAAGGGGUCAGAUGACGGAGAUGGAGAGUCAUCUAAUGGUUCUCCAACUGGUAGCAUUAAUUUGUCCUUAGAUGAUCUUUCCAACACUAGUGUGGAUGAGUUAACUCAACUUCAUGCAUAUAUUUCUGAUACUGGAGUGUGCAAUGAUCAUGGAAAGACAUACGCAUUAUAUGCAAUCACUGUAAUCCGUAGAAAUCUAGAUGGAAGCGAGGAUACCUGGAAAACAUAUCGACGUUACAGUGACUUCCAUGAUUUUCACAUGCGCAUCACAGAGCAGUUUGAAAACCUCACAAGCAUAUUAAAGCUACCUGGAAAAAAAACAUUUAACAAUAUGGAUAAAGAUUUCCUCGAAAAAAGAAAAAAGGACUUAAAUGCUUACUUACAGUUACUGCUCAAUCCUGAAAUGGUAAAAGCCUGUCCCACUUUGACUCCUUAUGUUUAUGAUUUUCUGGAAAAUAAAAUCUACAGUAAAGGAAAAGGAGAUUUUGCACGCAAGAUGGAUACAUUUGUUAACCCUUUACGCAAUUCCAUGAGAAAUGUCUCCAAUGCUGUCAAGUCCAUUCCUGACAGUUUGGCUGAGGGAAUGACUAAAGUGUCAGACAACAUGGGCAAAAUGUCAGAGCGUCUAGGGCAAGACUUAAAACAGUCAAUGUUUAAGGUUACUCCUUUGAUACAGAAGUCAGAUAUAGAUCCUGUUCACUGCCGUGUCUCUGCACAGCUGGAUGAUAAUGAGAAUGAUAAUAUUCCUCUUAGAGUCAUGCUCCUUCUUAUGGAUGAAGUUUUUGAUCUGAAAGAAAGAAACCAAUGGCUGAGAAGAAAUAUUAAAAAUCUGUUGCAGCAAUUAAUUCGAGCAACUUAUGGGGAUACCAUCAACAGAAAAAUUGUAGAACAUGUAGAUUUUAUGACAUCCCCUGAACAAGUUGCAGACUAUGUCAAGCGUUUCAGAGAUGCCUUUUGGCCUAAUGGAAUCUUAGCAGAAACACCACCUAGAAGAGAUAAACCAAUCCGAAUGAGAACAAGAGUUGCUGCAAAAACCAACCUUUUGGGAAUAAUGCCAGAUGAAUUGAAACACAUUAUUGGUGCAGAUACAACACGAAAAGGCAUAUUACGAGUCUUCGAGAUGUUCCAGCAUAACCAGUUAAACAGAAGGCUUGUCUAUGUUUUAUUAGAAGGAUUCCUGGAAACUCUUUUUCCUCAGUAUAAAUUUCCUGAACUUUUUAUUAAAUUGCAUUCAAGAUCUCAACGAACAGAGAAGUAUUCACAUAAAUUAAAGACUACACAAGGAAGUUCUCUGCAAAAAAGGUGACACAACAGAACACAGAGUUGUGCCCUUAAAAUCUAAUAAAACUGUUAUAAAAGAAAGUAAACAGUCUUUCAGGUUGUAUAGGUUACAAAGAAAAUUGCAAGUGCUAGCAAAUUCUAGGAUGAGAAUAUUCCUUGAACCUUUAUUAAACACUAUCUACAUUAUUUUGGAUGACACACAUUAAAUUGCUGUACUGUCAUGCAACUUUGUCAAGGAGCACUUUAACACAGAAUGAAAUGCUAUGUAUAAACCAAUUCAGCUCAGUGACCUUAGAGCAAAGCAGGAUGAACUGUGCUGAGGUAGCGCUUGAUCUGUCAAAGCCUGUUAAAAGAUUAAAUAAUGAGUGCUGAACACUAUGUAGAAAGUCAAAGCGUGCAAUUAUUAGGAGGAAGUUAAUUCAAAUUGAAGAAAACCACCAAUUUUAUGUGGUAGGACACAAGUAUUUAUUAAUUUUAGUUAGUGUGAUGGUCCAACCAAUCCUGGUAAAAAUGAAUUAUUUUGUGUAAUAUUGGGUUAGGUAUUUUGAUUAUUUUUAAUAUAAAAAGCUACAUUUUGUAGAGGGGAGAGGAUUGAAUGGUGCUUAAAACAGAAUCAUAUCACACCAAACCAUUACAAAUUGUGCAAAUUUAUUCCUUUUUGUUUGGAAAAAUCCAUUACACAGCAAAAAUGAAGAAUGUUUUGAAACACACAUCUGCAAAAAUUGUAAUUGAAAAGAAUUUAAAUGAUUUGCGUUUUCCAUGAAGAUUUGUAUGAGCUUGAUUGUCGUGUUCUAAUAAAGGGAGUGAAGUCAGUGUUAUGCGAGAAACUGACCAUUUUGCUUACAGAGUCUUUCCAUUAUGCAGAAUUACCUGGUGAAAUAAUGUGAAUUGUAGCUCAUGGAAUGACAUUUAGCAAAUAUUUUAUUACAUAAAUGAUUGUUCUUCGAUAGCUUUACAAAUCAAUGCACUUUCUUCCCAAAAGUCUGUGUUAUUGAGAUAAAAUAACAUUCUUAGAUAGAGAAUUAAUUUUGAUACGCUCUUCCAAUGUGAAACACACAAAAGAUUUUAAUUAUUCAGCACUGGAAGCGUUUGUACCACACUACCCUUUCAUCUAGUAAAAAUUCUAGUAAUUUAGUUUGAUUUUGAAAUAUUAUUCUGCAAGGUCAACUUGCGAGCUGUUUUCUUUGUUCAAAAAUAAAGGAAGUUAAAGUUUUUAUAUUUUAAUAUUUGGUCUUAAUUUAAAUAGUUUUAUUUCUAAUAGUGUUACGUACAGUAUUACAGCAUUGUAACUAAAAUAAUGGAGUUAUAUGUAAGACCAACUAACAUGCUACGUAAUCUUAGUUUACUAAGAUUUUGCAAGUGAAGCCAAACUAACAAGUACAUGAACUUGCUUGCUUGUAAUUCUUGGCGACAUUAAUCCCUAGAGAAAGCUUCAGAGUCGUAAACAUGAAGCUUAUGUUACUUCGCUUACUAAAAGCAUACAAUGCUAUGCUUUUCUGAAUGUAACGUUUUCAAACCUAAUGUUUAUAUCAUAUUUUAACCCUCAAAAUUGUUGUUAAGCUUAUUGAUGUGAUCCUAAAACAACUGUGCAGCACUUUGUAGUGGGGAUACUCUAGCAUAGUUGAACAGUAAUUUGUGCCAUUAUUUUAUACAUAUAGCCCAAAAUAGAAAAUAUAGUUAAUAUCAGUAAUAUAUAGGCUGAAACCCAGUUGAAAACUGUCACAGUUAAAAAAGGAAGAAUGCUUUUUUUAGUGACCAACUAAACAGUUUCUUCUGAAAAUAAUUUUGUGCAAUAUUUUGUUUAAUGCAUGUGUAUUUGAUUAAAUAUGUUUUAAUGUUUUGAAAAGUAAAAGCCUUCUAAACCCAACAACCUACAUUCCGUUGUUGUCAUACUGCUUUUAUUUAAGGACUUGUUUUAUAAGUCCUGACUUUUCACUCCUUGUAAGACUUACAAAACUAAAUCUGUUUGUCUAAGCAUGGCUGAUGUAUGGCAAGGAGUAUUUUAAAGAGCACAUUGCUGUGUGUUUGUCCAAGUGUAUGUUUGUGUGCAUGCAAGCACACAUACAUGCUGUAUGAAAGAUCUUGCAUCAUGGGAUAUAUAUUUUUGACCAGUCUUACAUAAAUACUACUCACUGAACAUGCCACAAAUAUGUUUCAUCUACAUGCACAAAAACGUUUUCUUUCUGUGCAUUGUCAUUUUUGAUUGUUCAGCAUGUCAGUCAAUAGAUGUGCAGUAGGAAUGAUAAACUCCUGUGAUGCAGGACUUUGUAUAUAUAUGUGUGUGUGUAUGUAUGUAUGUAUGUGUGUGUAUAUAUAUAUAUAUAUAUAUAUGUAUAUAUAUAUAUAUAUAUGUAUAUAUAUAUAUAUAUAUAUGUAU
Messenger RNA from Erpetoichthys calabaricus (reedfish), 4699 nucleotides. Its product is annotated as sorting nexin-13-like. Gene Ontology annotation, cellular component: early endosome. The transcript is spliced from 20 exons. Bases 80 to 2347 code for a protein of 755 amino acids. The record is from RefSeq and is a predicted model, not a curated record. Gene Ontology annotation, biological process: positive regulation of GTPase activity. Gene Ontology annotation, molecular function: phosphatidylinositol binding. NCBI's taxonomy places the organism in Eukaryota, Metazoa, Chordata, Cladistia, Polypteriformes, Polypteridae.